AUGGGAAGAGCGCUUGAAAUUGAAUGGAUACUGUUUGUGUUACAUGUACUCUCGAUCAUACAAAUCGCAAAUGCAGCAUGUGCCAACUCGUGCUCGGGUCAUGGUCGUUGCGGUUCCUCUAACCAAUGUAUUUGUGAUGCCGACUGGGCGUUGGCGCCCGAUUGCUCGAUGCGAAGAUGCCCCGUAGGAGUAGCUUGGACAGAUAAGGCCAGGACAACGAAUUUGGCUCAUGCACACGCCGAGUGCUCUAACCGCGGCGUGUGCGAUUAUUCCCGAGGAGAGUGCACGUGCUUUGACGGAUAUUCAGGGGCUGCUUGCCAACGACUCCGUUGCCCAUCAAAUUGUUCAGGCCACGGAAUGUGCUACUCGUCCGCAAUAUUAGCACUGAGAUACGGCCCGGAUUCGUUGCCAAAUGUUGCUGGUGACGGUGUCGGACCUGUCUAUUCUAAUUGGGAGAAAGACAGUGUAUCAAGCUGUAUGUGUGAUAUGGGCUACACAGGACCUGACUGCUCUCAGUUGAUGUGUGCAAAGAAUGACGACCCUCUCACAACGGGCCAAGUGCAUCGCCAAAUUCAGAUUCAGGUUGGUGCAGACGCGUCGUCUAAUCUUGCACUUGCAGGCUUAAUUCAAGUGCGUUUUCUCGGAGACGUAGCAGCAUUUGAUGUAGCUGCAGCUGCAGAUUCUGCUCACGAGCAAGCUUGUGCUCAAGCCAUUAUGAAUUUGCGAUCUGUGUUAAAAGCUUCGUGUACAAUCACAAGUGUUGAUCCCGUGACUAGAGGAGCUAUUUACACAGUGACUUUUCAAGAAUGGGUGCAUCUUGGUGGAGAAAAUAAUUUGCUGUUUCACACUGGAAAUCCACCAUUAUCGAGUUUUACAUGCGAUUUAACGAAAGUAACAAGUUUGAACUUGCCUAGUUGUGUGAUAAGUGAUGUUACGACCGCAAAUGUUAUCG
Molecule: messenger RNA, 952 nt
Organism: Plasmopara halstedii
Lineage: Eukaryota; Oomycota; Peronosporomycetes; Peronosporales; Peronosporaceae
Product: Teneurin-1 and related extracellular matrix proteins, contain EGF-like repeats
Exons: 5
Biological process (GO): heterophilic cell-cell adhesion; neuron development
Cellular component (GO): neuron projection
Molecular function (GO): protein heterodimerization activity; cell adhesion molecule binding; protein homodimerization activity
Source: RefSeq, a predicted model, not a curated record